Molecule: messenger RNA, 2652 nt
Organism: Miniopterus natalensis
Lineage: Eukaryota; Metazoa; Chordata; Mammalia; Chiroptera; Miniopteridae
Source: RefSeq, a predicted model, not a curated record
GCAGAGGCUGAACUGAAGCAGAGGAGAACUGAAGAAUGUCUGGUACAUGCAGAGACCAUUGAAACACUUUCUGUGACUGGAUGACAGCAACCUCCUGUCAGAAGCAUUAUUUUAUUUGCAAUUUCAAGUUUAUAGAGGAUUUGGUUUUCGAAAGUUGGGCAAACCUAUAGUUUCAAAAACAACUCUCCUUCAACAAGUUCUGUUUCCAAGAGCAGCCUUAACCAUUUGUCCCUUCUGGCGUACCCUCUUCCAAUGAAAUCCAUGCAGAGUAGACCAGAGAUGGGCAGCAGUGAACCCCUUCCCAUUGCAGAAAGUGACAAGAGGAAGAAGAAGAAGCGGAAGGCCCGGGCCACUGACUCCUUGCUCGGAAAAUUUGAAGAUGUGUACAAGCUGACCUCUGAAUUGCUUGGAGAGGGAGCCUAUGCCAAAGUUCAAGGUGCUGUGAACCUGCAGAAUGGCAAAGAGUAUGCCGUCAAAAUCAUCGAAAAACAAGCAGGGCACAGUCGGAGCAGGGUAUUUCGAGAGGUGGAGACGCUCUAUCAGUGUCAAGGAAAUAAGAACAUUUUGGAGCUGAUUGAGUUCUUUGAAGAUGACACAAGGUUUUACUUGGUCUUUGAGAAAUUGCAAGGAGGCUCCAUCCUGGCCCACAUCCAGAAGCGGAAGCACUUCAAUGAGCGAGAGGCCAGCCGAGUAGUACAGGAUGUGGCUGCUGCCCUUAACUUCCUGCACACCAAAGGCAUCGCUCACCGAGAUCUGAAGCCAGAAAAUAUAUUGUGUGAAUCUUCAGAAAAGGUGUCUCCAGUGAAAAUCUGUGACUUUGACUUGGGCAGUGGGGUGAAAUUGAAUAACUCCUGCACCCCCAUAACUACACCAGAGCUGACCACUCCGUGUGGCUCUGCAGAGUACAUGGCCCCAGAGGUGGUGGAGGUCUUCAUAGAUGAGGCCACAUUUUACGACAAGCGCUGCGACCUAUGGAGCCUGGGCGUGGUCCUCUACAUUAUGCUGAGUGGCUACCCCCCCUUUGUGGGUCACUGUGGGGCUGACUGUGGCUGGGACCGGGGAGAGGUCUGCAGGGUGUGCCAGAACAAGCUGUUUGAGAGCAUCCAAGAAGGCAAGUAUGAGUUUCCUGACAAGGACUGGGCACACAUCUCCAGUGGGGCCAAAGACCUCAUUUCCAAGCUCCUGGUUCGAGAUGCGAAGCAGAGACUGAGCGCUGCCCAAGUUCUGCAGCACCCGUGGGUGCAGGGGCAAGCUCCAGAAAGGGGACUCCCCACGCCGCAAGUCCUCCAGAGAAAUAGCAGCACAAUGGACCUGACACUCUUCGCGGCCGAGGCCAUUGCCCUUAACCGCCAGUUGUCUCAGCACGAGGAGAAUGAACUGGCAGAGGAGUCAAAGGCACUGGCCAAGGGCUUCUGCUCCAUGAAGCUUUCCCCUCCCUCCAAGUCACGCCUGGCCCGGCGGAGGGCCCUCACCCAGGGAGGCCGCAGUGGAGAUGAAGGACCCGGCCCACACCCACAGCUCUCUGACCGACCCCAGUCACACCUUUCAGGCCCUGGAAACCUGUGAGGCUAAAGUCUGCAGAUCCGGCAGAGGGACCUGCUGUGUGGCCACAGCCGGACUUUCUCAUCCACAGAGGCCCUGAGGUUCCCACCAACCCCCCAUUUCCUCAGAGACCUCAAGGAAAAAGCUUUUUCCAAAGGGGUCGUCUUUGAAAAGGAAAGCAAUCACUUGUCACUUUGCAUAAUCGCCUGAGGCAGGGACAUCUCUGCUGGGCUCCUGCCCACCUGCUCACCCGCCUGCAAAUCCUGGAUCCAGCCUGCUCUCCUGAAUGGGUGGCAGUGGUGGCUGGUGCUGCAGCCUUCAGGGAGCCAGCCUUGAGAAGUGUCAGUUGACAGAGGCUCUUCCCUCCCUGCACUGUCACCCCCUCCUCUGUUGGUCCUUCCACCUUCCUCUGUCCUCUGGAUGUCCUCCCCCUGGGCUGAGCAAAGCCAUCCCCUCAAUUCAGGGAAGGGCAGAGACUUCGCAUUCCGGAAGCCAGAUCAGUCUUCCAGUCUGUAGCACAGAGAAGCACAUAAUCUUUCUUUGCCGUGACUGAAGUGUGUCCCUCAUUUAUCAUCGUCUUCCUUGUCUGGGAUUGCUGCUAAAGUCUGCAGUAUUUUGUUUUUUAAAAUGUUUGUUUUUUUAACCAUGCUCUUCCAGCAAAGAUGGGAGUUUAAACGCCCACUGCAAGCCCAUGGACUUGCCAGAGCGUGCAGAGGCUCGCUCUUCUUUUCCUGGAUGUCCAUGCAUUUGUAAGGUUUUAAUCCGCUGUUUCCUAUUAUUCUAACUGGUUUUAAACUAUCACACCACGAUGAGUGACUUAGAGACCCAGUCUGCUGCUGCAUCUUAGGCCUGGUAUGGAAGGCAGCACAGGUCCCAGCAGUUACAAGGAGCUCUGUGCCUGAUGUAGAGCCAGAUCCAAGGCAGCCCAGCUGCCCUGGUCUGAGCGAGGUGGCACUUGCUACCUGCCAAGAGCAUGAAGGCAAACCUGGCAUCAGAUAAGCUGAGCUGCUGAGUUACCUAAAGAAAAUCAGUAUGUGUAUCUUAGAUAUUUAUACAACACAACGAUGCUAUUACACAUUGUGCUUGUUUUAAUAAAACUUUUAAAUUGUA